Messenger RNA from Thrips palmi, 1596 nucleotides. RefSeq names its product aldose 1-epimerase-like. Bases 450 to 1460 code for a protein of 336 amino acids. The record is from RefSeq and is a predicted model, not a curated record. Lineage: Eukaryota; Metazoa; Arthropoda; Insecta; Thysanoptera; Thripidae. The transcript has 10 exons. Gene Ontology annotation, biological process: glucose metabolic process; beta-D-galactose catabolic process via UDP-galactose, Leloir pathway. Gene Ontology annotation, molecular function: carbohydrate binding; aldose 1-epimerase activity.
UUCUCAAAUAAACCUGCUCCUGCCUGACAUUUUCCUGCACACGCCUUUGGGUUUCACAGUGUCAAGAAAGUUUCAUUACGUUUCUCCAAUCGUCGUGCCAGCAGCAGUAAAACCAUGAUACGCUUGCACUCCGUGGCUGCCGUAAAAUCACACGAUAGUCGUGACGCAGCGCAGGGGUACCAAUGCACCUGCACACAACGAAACUCUGUCACAUUUCAUAGACACCUAAGUCACAUCAUUAAUAUGGAGACAAUAAAGGUGACUGGAGAAAAAUAAGACAAACGAUGUCCGCGAAACGAAGCCACUUUAGAUCACGGUCUUGUGAGGAUUUUGUCCGGAGUUCUGGGAGGGAUAUGCCAGUAAGACUUUCUUUUCGUUACGUUGGCCAAACAGUCAGAUCUUAUUUUCGUGAGCUGCGCCCAUGAGUUGGGUGCAGUGGUAGACCGAACAUGUUUCUGCACGCUGUAACUUUCGUGUCGCUGCUUCAUGUGGUCAAGCCACUGGACUGCUGCGGGCCUACUCUGACGGAACCUCUGCGAGAUGUCACUGGGCCAGCAACGCCUGGGGUGCAAGUCUCAAGCCAGCUCUUUGGAAAUGUGUCGGGACAGCCUGUGUUUCGUUUUACGAUCAAAACUAAAGACAUUUCCGUUCAGGUUAUGAACUACGGGGCGUACUUGACGUCCAUCACUGUGCCUGACAAGCAGGGCCGCUCGAAGGACGUGCUGCUGGGCCACGACACGCUCAAAGAAUACGUCGAUAACCCACAAUAUUUCGGUGCUACCAUCGGUCGGGUAGCCAACCGCAUCGCCAACUCUUCAUUCACCCUGGAUGGGAAAGUGUACAAGCUCAACCCUUCAGGAUCGCGAGCACACUACACCAUCAAGGGAGGCGUCAAGGGCUGGGACAAGUGCGUGUGGAAAGCCUCCACGCGCGCAGACGGCGUCACGUUCAGUCUGCUUUCGCCGGACGGCGACGAGAUUUUCCGGGGGGCAGGGCAGGCACUACUUCAAAAUGAAACUGAAAAUGAGAACUCCAAGAAUGUGAAGGAAUGUGUGGAGAAUAUCAAGAAUGCGCACGAAUGUGUUGGGAAUGCAAUGUUAAUUAUCAGUACUGUUCCAGGAACCACUGCAAAAGUGGAGGGAACCCCGUACGACUUCUGCACACCCCGUCUAUUGAAAGAUGUGCUGCCGAAGGUGGACUACGACACUGAUCUUCUCGUCUCAAAAUGCCAUACCACACCAAACCAGAUGGUUCGCGUAGCUGAGGCAGAGCAUACCAUUUCGGGCCGCACUUUUGAAUUGUACUCCGAUCAACCAGGGAUACAGCUUUUCACCGCCAACAACUUACCUGACCCUUCGAGCAAGAAGACGCCUGUCGUCGGGAAAGGAGGGGUGCACUAUGAAAAGCACGGCGCAUUCUGCAUUAUCAGCCAAAUUAUUACGACUCACUUCACUAUGUGAAGAGUGUCCCAGACUCAGUGCUGCGUCCUGGAGAAACAUACAAACACAAUAUGCUGUUCAAAUUCGGUGACAAAAAUUAAAACGUUCGCGAUUUGAAAACUGCCAAUGAUAAAGGAGUAAACAAACUAUUAUUGCC